AAAGAAGCGUCCGGCUUCCGUGUUAAAACCGAAAAGCCUGUUUCUAAAGCCCCGCGUCAGGACGGACUUAAAGGCGGAACGCAAUUGCAGCGGGUGCGGUUUUCCCGGCGGAGUCGGGGUCAAGGGCAGCCUUUGGCACUGCGCAAGCGCAAUGCCACUUACCCAGCAUGGAGGUGGUCAGUCUGGUGUGUGCGGCGGCGGCGGCGGUGGUAGUCCUGGCGUGGGGUUUCCUUUGGGUUUGGGACCCCUCAGAAGGCAUGAAGAGCCGGGAGCAAGCAGGCCUGCCGGGAGCAGGAAGCCGGAGCCUGCUGGUGAUAGCGCACCCCGACGAUGAAGCCAUGUUCUUUGCUCCCACAGUGCUAGGCUUGGGCCGCUUGAGGCACCGGGUGUCCCUGCUUUGCUUCUCUGCAGGAAACUACUACAAUCAAGGGGAGAUUCGUAAGAAAGAACUCUUGCAGAGCUGUGGUGUUUUGGGAAUCCCACCCUCCAGUGUAAUGAUUAUUGACAACAGGGAUUUCCCAGAUGACCCAGGAGUGCAGUGGGACACAGAGCUCGUGGCCAACACCCUUCUCUGGCACGUGGAGGUGAAUGACAUCGACCUGGUGGUGACGUUCGAUGCAGGGGGCAUCAGCGGUCACAGCAAUCACGUGGCUCUGCACACGGCAGUGAGGGCUCUGCACUCUGAUGGGAAGUUGCCUAAAGGGUGCUCUGUGCUCACACUUCAGUCUGUGAAUGUGCUGCGCAAGUAUCUCGCCGUCCUGGACCUGCCCUGGUCUCUGUCUGCUCCCCAGGAUGUCCUCUUCGUGCUCACCGGCGAAGAAGUGGCUCGGGCCAAGAGGGCCAUGUCCUGCCACCGCAGCCAGCUCCUCUGGUUCCGCCGCCUCUAUCUUGUCUUCUCGCGCUACAUCAGGAUCAACACACUGCACUUCCUCUGAAGCCUCGGACAGCGUUCAGAUCCAAGGAACAGUGGAGUGAAAACAGACCAGGAAGUCCAGAGAGCCUGGCCUGGAGCGGGCCUCCCUCCCUGAGCCCAAGGAGGUCCCAGCCGGAGCAGCCUCUGCCAAAGGAGGCCUCUGCCAUCCAGACGCCAGCAUCUGCCUCUGGGGGACAAACAACCAGGAAGAACCUAAAACAAACCCCGGGGCAACAACAGCCACCCUGCCGCAGCCUGCAGUUCUCGUGGAGAACAGUUUGCACAAUGGCACAGUCAACGUCAAGGCCCUAGCCCAGAGCCUGGGCAGGUUGCUGUUAUCAUAAAUGAUUGCAGACACGCAUUAAAAACGCUUCCCAGAUGUGAUUUUCAUGUGGUUCCCAAAGCAGCUGUCUUAAUCAAUCCGUUUUCUGUCACUGUAACUGCAUCUCUUGGUAUCCAUAGGGUUCUCCAAAGACGCAGAACCUGUACUCGAUUAGCCCACUGCCCUCAGAGGCUGAAAAGUUACACAACGGCCGUGUCCGAGAUGGAGAGCUAGGGAAGCUGGCAGCAGCUCAGGCCGGGAAGCUGGAGGAGGCCGGUAAUGCAGUCCUCCUCCAAGGCCAAGGCUCGAGAGCCCCCCACGUGGCUGCUGGCCCACGUCCCAGAGUCCGAAGGCCAAAGAACCCGGACUCUGCUGUCCAGCGGCUUCAGCAGCCCGCUGUACACGUACAGGCAUGCGAAUGAUACAACCUGUGUGGCGGCCAGUCCGACAAUCUCUAAUAAAAUGAUAUACUCUUUUUUUAAAGGUGCAUUUAUCCGUUUGAAAGACAGAGUGACAGAAUGAAAGAGAGAGAAAGAUCUUCCAUCUGCUGGUUUACUCCCCAGACGGCAACAACAGUGAGGUCUGGGCCAGGCCAAAGGCAGGAGCCAGGAGGAGCCCUGCAUGGGAGACAGGGACUCAAGUACUGGAGCCAUCACCUGCUGCUUCCCAGACACAUCAGCAGGGAGCUGAUUUGGAAGCAGAGUAGCCCGAGACUCCAGUAUCCCAAAUGGCAGCUUAACUCGCUGUGCCACAGUGCCUGCCCCCAAAUUAUAUGCUCUUCCACUAACUGGCACUGUAGACUUAUUCCACAUGCCACAAGUGAUAUGAAAAAGAUAAAUAUCAAAACACUUUCAAGAGUAAGAUGCUGAACCUGUCCAAAUGUCCAUCAAUUAAGGAUUUGUUAAAUAAGUAGUGAGAAUACUAGUAAGAUAUAACAUUACAAAUCAAUUUUUAAAAAGUAUGUAUUUAUGGCCAGCGCCAU
Molecule: messenger RNA, 2217 nt
Organism: Lepus europaeus (European hare)
Lineage: Eukaryota; Metazoa; Chordata; Mammalia; Lagomorpha; Leporidae
Gene: PIGL
Product: phosphatidylinositol glycan anchor biosynthesis class L
Exons: 7
Coding region: 168-935 (255 amino acids)
Biological process (GO): GPI anchor biosynthetic process
Cellular component (GO): endoplasmic reticulum
Molecular function (GO): N-acetylglucosaminylphosphatidylinositol deacetylase activity
Source: RefSeq, a predicted model, not a curated record